Messenger RNA from Pipra filicauda (Wire-tailed manakin), 1384 nucleotides. RefSeq names its product BAG cochaperone 2 (gene BAG2). The record is from RefSeq and is a predicted model, not a curated record. Gene Ontology annotation, biological process: protein stabilization. Bases 170 to 841 code for a protein of 223 amino acids. The transcript has 3 exons. Gene Ontology annotation, molecular function: protein-folding chaperone binding; adenyl-nucleotide exchange factor activity. Lineage: Eukaryota; Metazoa; Chordata; Aves; Passeriformes; Pipridae.
GGUGCCCGCGGGCCCGGCGCGGGGGCGGGGUGGCCGCGGGGGCCGGCGGCGGGGCGGCUCCUUCUUUGGCCAUGAGCGAGGUGCCGGCAUUCGGCCGCCGCCGCCGCCUGCGGGACGCGGUGAGGGAGCGGCCGCAGCGAGGUUCCGCCGGCGGCAGCGGGCGGGUGGGAUGGCCCAGGCCAGGAUCAGCGCCAAGGCCAGCGAGGGGGCGCAGCAGCAGCCGCAGCAGCAGCAGUCGGGCGGGCAGCUCCGGGGCCGCUUCUACCGCUCCACCUCCAUGGCCGACCGCUCCAGCCGCCUGCUCGAGAACCUGGACCAGCUGGAGCUCAGGGUAGAGGCCUUCCGUGACGCAGCAUCUGCUAUGGAACAAGAGAAAGAAAUCCUGCUAGAAAUGAUCCACAAUAUACAAAACAGCCAGGAUAUGAGGCACAUCAGUGAAGGUGAGAGAGAAGAACUUAAUUUGACUGCUAAUCGCCUGAUGGGCCGAACCCUCACUGUGGAGGUUUCUGUAGAAACCAUCCGGAAUGCCCAGCAGCAGGAAUCCCUACUGCAUGCCACAAAGAUGAUUGAUGAAAUCGUCAAUAAACUUCUAGAUGAUCUGGAAGACGCCAAAAUGCGCUUAAUAUCACUUUAUGGUGCGUGCACAUCCGACGUGCCGGCAGGACCCAUCGAUCAGAAAUUUCAGUCUGUGGUAAUCGGAUGUGCCAUUGAAGAUCAAAAGAAAAUCAAAAGGCGGCUAGAGACUCUGCUCAGAAACUUGGAAAAUUCUGAAAAGUCCAUCACGUUGUUGGAGCAUCAGAAAUCAUCUGUUCGACAGUCUUGCAACAGCAAACAGGAUUAAUGCAUCCUCCUGGCUACUUCUGGCAAAUCGCAGGAUAAGCAAGUGCCCGUAAAAAGCACACAGAAGCCAAGAAAAAAUUCUCUGUACGAGCGCACGCGUAUGUACACAUACACACGCACCAACGUAUCCUUGAUUCCAAGUUGCAAGCAUUUAAUGGGUUUUGGUAGCAUUGGCAUUUUCUUUUGGCAAUAAGGAACGCUAUCAGUUCCUCUCUAGAGUCAAUACCGUUCUAUUGCAAAUUGUAAUUGUGCUUCUGCUGAACUCACAGAAACUGUCAAAAUCUAGCCUUUCCUCCAUUCUCCUGGGUGUUUUUUAAACUAAAGUUGUUUUGUCCUAUCAUGAGAUUUCAGCUUUUCUCUGUUGUAUACAUAGUGUGUGAACCAGACUUUUGGGGGACAAGAGAUAAAUCCUGGCAAUAAAUCAAAACCAUUAAUAAACUGUUUACGGUAUUUUCAUAAACAACAGAGUGUCCUACACAUUACCAUUUGUAAUUUGGCACUUUUUGAAUAUUUUGAAUAAACAUAUCACAAUACUUACAAGAGA